Molecule: messenger RNA, 2111 nt
Organism: Myzus persicae (green peach aphid)
Lineage: Eukaryota; Metazoa; Arthropoda; Insecta; Hemiptera; Aphididae
Product: major facilitator superfamily domain-containing protein 6-A-like
Exons: 7
Coding region: 396-1724 (442 amino acids)
Cellular component (GO): membrane
Source: RefSeq, a predicted model, not a curated record
CACAACAAUAAAAUAUUUAUUAAUUGAAUUAACUAUUAAUAUAUAAUUUUUACCAUUUAAAGAUAACAUCUAUUUCUAGAAAAUACGUAAUAUUUGUUUUUUUUUUAUAUAUUGAAACAAUCAUCUUGGACUAUAGGAAAUGGUAAAUUAACAGAUAGUAUCUAAGCACUAAUUAGUUUUUAAAAUGAGGGGAAUAAUUUAUAUAAAUAUAAUGGUUAAGACUGAAAAAUUAGUAAGAUAGUAUUAACUGUCCUUUUAUCAACAUCGACAAGUUUAAAUAUUUUUUAAAGUCUUAUUAGGAUAUAUUUAAAGUUAAUUAACGUUCUAUUAUAGUAUGUUAAUAUUAUAAUAAAUUAUAAGCGAAAUAAUUAUUGAUUUUCAUAAAAUAAAAAAACAUGUAUUUAUUUCAAAUUGACAAGAGGCUUUUAGCGAUUAAAGUUCAUUUUUUUUUGGCAAUAGCCGGUUCUGCUCCGAUAGUUCCAUUCUUGUCAACAAUAUCGAUGCAGAGGGGCUAUUCGUCUGUCGUCGUUGGCUUAGUCUUCACAUUAAUUCCAAUUCCAGCGUUAUUUAUAAGACCCUUUGUCGGUGCUAUAACUGACAAAUACAAAUGCCGCAAGUCUUUAUUAAUUUCACUCAUAGCUAUCAACAGUCUACUUGUUUGUGUACUGAUGUUUAUACCGGGCACUAGCGUUAAAACGGAAAUCUCCGACGUGGAUGUGAUCAAGUUACCGACUUUUUGGUUGUUUUUUGGCACACUCACCAUAUUGAACACUGGUACUAUGGCAAGGUCCGUUUUGGAGAACACUAUAUGUCUAGGUCUAUUAGGUGAAAAUAAAUAUAAAUAUGGUGAACAGAGAGUGUGGGGAUCAAUUGGUUGGGGUACGAUGUCAUUUGUAUCCGGCAUGGUUAUAGAUUGGUUCAGUAAAGGUCAAGACUACAAAAACUAUACUCCUGGUAUAAUAAUUGCAUUGAUGGCUGGCAUUUUAGAUUUAUUUGUUGCAUUGAAAAUUAAGGUUGUUGAAAAUAUUGAAAGUAAAAUUGUAGCAUCUGGUGUAAAAAAAUGUUUGGCUGAUGUAAGAGUACUAUCAUUUCUUUUAUGGGUUGUAGCCUUUGGAUUUUUCAACGCCUUUAUAUGGUAUUAUUUAUUUUGGUAUUUGGAAGACCUAUCGAAAAUGUACCAUCCUGAAACCAUACCGAACAUAAAGUCGCUCGAAGGGUUGACUCAAACAAUUCAAUGUGUUGGUGGAGAAGUUCCAUUUUUCUUCCUGUCCAGCUUUAUUCUCAAACGGGUGGAUAACAUGAAAGUGUUUUCUUUAAUGUUUUUCCUGUUUGCCGUCAGAUUCUUACUGUAUUCCAUAAUUACAAAUCCCGUUUGGGUGUUACCAGUCGAAUUGCUCAAUGGCUUAACGUUCGCGUUGGCAUACUCGGCAGCGACUUCGUAUGCAGCAGAAUUAGCUCCUGUUGGUGCCGAAGGAACGCUUCAAGGAAUCGUUGGAACGGCAUUGCAGGGAAUAGGAGCACCUGUUGGAAGUUUCGUUGGUGGUUAUAUGUUUGAUCGUUUCGGAAGUAUCACUUCAUUUAAAUUUUUAAGUGGUACUGCGUUAGCGAUAUGCAUUGCCCAAACUACUGUUAAUUCAUUGCUGAAUCGAUAUUCUAAAGACAAACAUGUUAAAGAAAAUGCGUCUUCUACCGAUUGUCCUAAUAUUGAUAAUAAUAAUUUAUAAGCUAAAUUAACUUUUUGAAUUUUUUGUUGUACAAAAUGAUUUGUAUUUAGAAUAUUAAGAAACAUAUUUUUAUAAAUAUAAAACUUACUAUAUAGUAAAAUACUACUGCUUCUGUAUAAGUAGUUUUAUAUAACAUAGUUUAUGUUGUAACUAAAAAUAUAAUAAAGGAUAUCAUUAUUUAUUAAUUUAUAUAUAUUAUAAACCUUUUAGAUUCUACAUUAAUAUUAUAUAAAUUAUAUAAAUUAUGUUGAUACUAAAACCCGUGGUGCAUUCACUGUCUUUUAAAUUAAAUUGUUUUUAAAACCGUUCUGUAUUGCAUGUCUAGAUCAUUAGAGGAAUCUCUAUUACAAAUUUCAAUUUCAUACGUUAUAUCACUUUUGAGUAAUA